AGCAAAAAGGUAAUAACAAAACGAUCUUGCAACCAAAUAUACAUAGCUUAGCUAGGCGGCGCAAACUCUCGUUUUAGGGCAAACCUUCCGCGCUUCUUCGAUUCUUUCUAUCCCAACAAGAAUUUCUCAACCUCAUCGCUCUCUCUUUUAUCAUGUCUCAGACUGAUAGCAGAAAUUCUUCAGCAGCUAAACGUGCUCGAACAGACGGUAGUCGUCGUGAAGAUGAUUGGACCUGUCCAAGUUGCGGGAAUGUUAAUUUCUCAUUCAGAACUACUUGCAAUAUGCGUAACUGUACACAGUCCAGACCAGCUGAUCACAACAGCGCGAAAUCUGCUGCAAAGCCUCUUCAAGCUCCUUCAAGUUACUCUUCAGCAUCUGCAUAUCUAGGAUCUGGUGCCCCCUCAUCAAUGUACCUCAAUAUGCAACCAUAUGGAUCAUCUGUGUUCAACGGACCAUCUAUUCCGCCUUAUGACGUUCCCUUCUCUGGAAGCUCAGCAUAUCAUUAUGAGUAUGGCAACCGCCUUUCUGGCGGAAGCCCUUAUCCACCGAUGCAUUUGUCUGGUGGACCUUCACCAUAUUCCAGUGGAUCUAUGAUGGGACAAGGUGGGAUGUCAGGUGGGAUGUACCCAAUGCCCCCCAUAAUGGAUAGAUUUGGUUUGGGUUUGCCAAUGGGUCAUACUACUAUGGGUUCAAGACCAGGGCUAUUUCAAGACGAAAAUCCUCCAAGAAAGUCAGCCGACUCGACACGCGACAGUGACUGGACCUGUCCAAAUUGCGGAAAUAUUAAUUUCUCUUUUCGAACAGUUUGCAACAUGAGAAAGUGCAGUACCCCUAAACCGGGAUCACAGCCUUCUAAGUCAGACAAAAACUCCAAGCAAAAAAUGCCAGAAGGGAGCUGGAAAUGUGGGAAAUGUAACAACAUAAACUACCCGUUUAGAGCCAAGUGCAAUAGACAGAACUGUGGGGCUGAGAAGCCUUCUGAGUCGAACAACUCCCCUGUGGCACACGCAUCUGAGGAGGAUGAUCAGUGAGUACUAGAACCUCUUUUGAGGUUUGAGAAGGUCCAGAGUCGUCGUUCAGCAUUGCUCAGUAUGGUGUCUGAAAGUCAGUCAUUGUCGUCGUCAUUCAGCGUUGCUCAGUAUGGUGUCUGAAAGUCAGUCAUUGUCGUCGUCAUGUUGCAGCGCUUGUCGUCUUGUUGCUUUGCCUUCUCGUUAUCUGUGUGUCAAUUUGUUAUUUAGCAACUAUAUCCUCGUAUGUUUACUAGUUUCCUGGAAAAGUGUGGGUAUGGUCUUUAUGAUUCUUGUUUUUUGUUGGACUUGGCUUGUUACUUAGCUAAAGUCCAAUCUGCUGACAUUUUAUUUGGUUAAACAAGUUCGUGUAGUUUGGUUUCUGGGUUUUACUUUCAGGAAGGUACUGUAUGUGGAAACUACGUUUUUCGACUAUUAAUUGGUUUGGUAUGCUUCCUUGUCUAGAAAGCAUUUGUGGUUA
Molecule: messenger RNA, 1488 nt
Organism: Papaver somniferum (opium poppy)
Lineage: Eukaryota; Viridiplantae; Streptophyta; Magnoliopsida; Ranunculales; Papaveraceae
Product: ranBP2-type zinc finger protein At1g67325-like
Exons: 10
Coding region: 153-1031 (292 amino acids)
Source: RefSeq, a predicted model, not a curated record